This is a messenger RNA of Musa acuminata subsp. malaccensis (wild Malaysian banana), 1499 nucleotides long. Its product is annotated as casein kinase II subunit alpha-2. Gene Ontology annotation, biological process: peptidyl-serine phosphorylation; peptidyl-threonine phosphorylation; regulation of cell cycle. Gene Ontology annotation, molecular function: protein serine/threonine kinase activity; ATP binding. Gene Ontology annotation, cellular component: cytosol; nucleus; protein kinase CK2 complex. The record is from RefSeq and is a predicted model, not a curated record. Lineage: Eukaryota; Viridiplantae; Streptophyta; Magnoliopsida; Zingiberales; Musaceae.
AUUUUAUCUCUAGCACGCCGUCCCUUGUUUCGGCCACUUCAGAUUCGGUGGGUCGCACCACCGACGCGGCUGGCCCGAACCCGACCUGUAUCGGCCUUCUGGUCGCGCUCGUGCUCGCCACAUCGGCGUCGGCCGACCCUUCCUCGAUUUCCUCUCGGCUCCGCUCGUAGAAGCUACGUCCUCCUCGCUUAUAGCACGCCCGCUCUCUUUCUGCCCUUUGCCUCUCGCCUCCGUGACGGGCGACAUCUCGGUAGAGUUGUAGGCGGUCUAGCCAUGUCGAAAGCCCGGGUAUACACCGACGUCAACGUCCUCCGGCCCAAGGAGUACUGGGAUUACGAGUCGCUCACCGUCCAGUGGGGAAAUCAAGAUGAUUAUGAGGUUGUGCGAAAAGUUGGAAGAGGGAAGUACAGUGAGGUCUUUGAAGGCAUAAAUAUAACCAAUAAUGAACGGUGCAUUAUCAAGAUCCUGAAGCCUGUUAAGAAAAAAAAGAUCAAGAGGGAGAUUAAAAUACUUCAGAACCUUUGUGGUGGUCCAAAUGUUGUGAAGCUUUUUGAUAUUGUCAGAGAUCAGCAAUCAAAAACUCCCAGCUUGAUAUUUGAAUAUGUUAACAGUACAGACUUCAAAGUCUUGUACCCUACACUGUCGGAUUAUGACAUACGAUACUAUAUCUACGAACUUCUUAAGGCACUAGAUUACUGUCAUUCUCAAGGAAUCAUGCAUCGAGAUGUCAAGCCACAUAAUGUUAUGAUAGAUCAUGAGCUGCGCAAACUCCGGUUAAUAGACUGGGGACUUGCUGAGUUCUACCAUCCUAACAAGGAGUACAAUGUUCGUGUAGCUUCAAGAUACUUUAAGGGUCCGGAGCUCCUGGUUGACUUGCAAGAUUAUGACUACUCCUUGGACAUGUGGAGUCUUGGUUGUAUGUUUGCUGGAAUGAUAUUUCGCAAGGAACCAUUCUUCUAUGGUCAUGACAAUCAUGAUCAGCUUGUUAAAAUUGCUAAGGUACUUGGUACCGAUGAACUUAAUGCAUAUCUAAACAAGUACCGCUUAGAGCUUGAUCCACAGCUUGAUGCUCUUGUUGGGAGACACAGCAGGAAACCAUGGUCUAAAUUUAUCAAUGCAGACAAUCAGCAUCUUGUUUCUCCUGAGGCAAUAGAUUUUCUUGAUAAACUCCUUCGAUAUGAUCACCUGGACAGGCUCACAGCACGGGAAGCAAUGGCGCAUCCCUACUUUCUUCAAGUGAGAGCUGCAGAGAAUAGCAGAAUGCGGACCCAGUAAAAGUCCAGGCGAGUUUAACUGCAACUUGUAGAAUAUCCCGCUAAUGAUAUUGAUUUGGCGCACCUGUUAUUUAUACCGCAACCCGUAGUACUCGGAUGACGUGUGGUGCUUAUAACACGAUUUUAUUGAGCGUGCGUUAUCUUCUGUAGCACUCAUCAUCAUAGUGCUAUUGACGAAUUAUGCAACUCAAACAUGGAAAUGCAUGGUACUCAUCUUUAUUUCCA